Molecule: messenger RNA, 1086 nt
Organism: Penicillium canariense
Lineage: Eukaryota; Fungi; Ascomycota; Eurotiomycetes; Eurotiales; Aspergillaceae
Exons: 1
Coding region: 1-1086 (361 amino acids)
Source: RefSeq, a predicted model, not a curated record
AUGGCAUCACAACAGACUUUUGCUCGUGGGGCCCUUGGCGCUAAUUACAACGAGAAUUUGACAUGGAUAGACCACAGAGAACUCAGUCGCGUCGGCGCCCGAUGGAUCCGCGGCUUCAUCGACAUGCAUCAGAUUGACAGCUUACAACCCGAGCAAGACUCGAACAUAAAAGCGCUGUUCCAGGUGAUGGAGGCUGGGUUCAACACCAUUCUCAGCCUUAAGUGGGCCUACGCCGACCGUGACUUCCCAGCCGUGGGUAGUCCAGAGCAUACAGACGAGUUGGAAUGUCUGAAUUGCCUUCUCGAGAUCGUUAUGGGAAAAGUUGACAUCCUGGUUAUUGGCAACGAACCUUUCAUCGAAACCAAGCAGACAGGCGAGCAACUGAACGUAUUCUACGAGACAGUCGCUGAUGCGGUGAUUGAUUUCCGCAAGGCGCACAAUGACCUGCGAACUCCGACACAGCUGUACAUGGGAGCCUUAAACCGACUGGACUUGCCGGCAAAGCGCACACCAGCAAUUGUGCGAAUGCUGGGCUUUAUUGCUUCUAGACCCGAGUUGGAUGGUGUCGAUCUACAUCUGCAUAUGCCCACACUAGCAGGACAUAGAGCCAUGCUAAAUUACGCCUUGUCUCAAAUUCGGCCCGACCAAAGGUUCUUAGCUACUGAGUUCUCAAUGAUAUGGCACUGGAAGAAGCAUAUGAACGAUGCCGCGUCGACCGAUUUCUGUAAACAAUAUGGUUUUCCACCGGGCACAAAGGUGUGCGAGGUGAUCAGUACAACGAUACAGAAACCUGUACCUUAUGCCCAGUGGGAGGAUUUUCUGAAACAUGAGCCUUGGUACUUAGAGUGCAAGUCUUUCAUGGGUGAGACUAUCAGGCUGUACCGGGCAACAGAACGGCUCGAGGUUGCUACGUACUCCUGUUGUCCCAUGCGAAAUAGAAAAGCGCCGAUUUUGGCAUCAGAUACUCCAUGGAUGCUUAACGGCCUGUUUGCACCCUCAACGGUGCAGCUUGAGCAGGAUGGGUCACGGCAUGAGAAUUUUCCUUGGGCUGAAGAAUUCCGCCGAUUGCAACGGAGUGAACAAUAA